Messenger RNA from Fusarium vanettenii 77-13-4, 1881 nucleotides. RefSeq lists its product as uncharacterized. The transcript has a single exon. The record is from RefSeq and is a predicted model, not a curated record. The annotation marks the transcript as partial. NCBI's taxonomy places the organism in Eukaryota, Fungi, Ascomycota, Sordariomycetes, Hypocreales, Nectriaceae.
UGGUGGCUCAGAGUUCUCAAGAGCAAAUGGUCCAUGAUUGCCUGCCUCAUAAUCGGAGUUGUGGGUGCCCUUGGUCAUCAUUUCCUAUACUAUCAUCUCCACGGCCGUUUGGCCACCAAUCAACAGUGGUGGCUCCGUCUAGGUCAACUCAUCUCGUUCAUUGCCAAGGCCAACUUCGUCGUUGCUGCCAUCAUGGCCCACCAACAGAUCGCUUGGAGAGCAGUCGGGCAAAAAGGCUUUUCAGUUGAGGCUGUGGACUCUCUGUUUGGAUCCGCUCACAAUGUCAUGGAACUCUUCAACAGAGAGGCAUGGAUCAAGUCCUGGUUCGUCAUGUUUCUUGCUCUUUAUAUGUGGGCCAGUCCUUUCGUCGUCAUCUUCACGUCAGCAACCCUCGACGUUGUGCUGAAACAAAAAGAAGAGUCUCUCCUUUGCCCCUCAGUCCGGACUCUGAACUUUGAGGGGGAAGUUAAAACGAGCUAUCAGGAACCAAAAAAAGCCGCCGGCGAGAUCCUGAAUGGUCGUUCCCUUUCUUCCUACAAUUGGACUUAUGAAAAGGGGAACUGGGCAACACAGGACAAGGAGGAGUUCGACAUCUUCGAGUAUUUCAUUGGCCCCGCGCCUUCCUUUGAGCGUAUCGUGUCUGGCGUCUUCUCCAGCGGGCAACCAAUUCAGAGAAAGAGUGUGGCACAGGAAAUUUGCGGCAAAGGCUGGGAUUGUUCAACCCAGAUCCAAUUCAUCGGGCCGGGAUACAGAUGCGAGGAGCUGGCCAAGGGAGUCGAAUCCGAACCGAAGAAAUUCGGCAACUCUAUCCGUCCUGAGAACUUCACCACGGAUCUUUUUGUUCCUCGAGGGAACUAUACCUACUUCGCAGACGUAUUCCGCGGAGAGUACGUUAACCCCCAAAUGGAAAAUUUGACGGACAAAGGUGUCCCUUCGGCUGAGCCUCCAUUCCCUCAGAAUCUCGGCGCCAUCAGAACUGAACCAAUCAUCUGGAUUGGAUACUCUGCUGUGAAGGACUUGAGCGUUCCGCAUGCUCGUAACAAGAGUGCAAAGGGGUGGACUAGCGAAUAUGAGCCGACCAUAUUUGCUUGCGAGCAUUGGGAGGUCAACUACACAGUCAAGUUAGACUAUACGGACGGGGUUCAGACAUACAAGGUGCUCAACCGAGAUUACAAGAACAAGAUUAUCGACACGGUUUUCGAAAAGGAGGAGAAAGAGCCUACCGACGGAACCUUGGAUAAAAACGUCAUCACACCGAAUGCCAGCUAUGUCAGACCGCGAAGAGACUAUCCCAGGUAUCGUGAGAUUGCCGCAUAUCACAGCAUCGGGAAUAUGUUUCGCAAGCAGCUAGAAGGCAACGUCAUGUUGCCGGACACAGGGCCCACCGCAAACGGCGGCAUCACAAAGACAACGCUCCUCGGCAAAUUUGAAAGCCUCCUCCUCCCAAACUUCCACGACGAGGUACGUCGAGCCUAUGAGGAUCUUCUCAUAUCUCUUCUUUCAGAUGGUCAACUCCUUGCGGUGGCGUGGGCAGCCGACCCCUCCAAGCUUUCAGGCACCAACGUCGGCGGCGAGGACACAGGAUACGAGUGUGUACGUCGUCAUGUAGCAAACUACUUUGACUACGAAUGGAGGAUUCUCGUAGCUGUCUACGCCGUCUCAUUCGUUAUCGCUAGCAUCGGAGUGUACCAUGGCAUUUCGGCGAUGCAGAGCGACGGCACCAGUACACAGCGCGAGAUGACUUUCUCCUCUAUUGCAGGGGCGACCAAGAGAGUCAGCGUGGAUGAGAAUGAGAAGAGAGAGACCAAAAUCAGAUGCUUCCCAGUCGACGAGCGCUCGGGAGGUCGGCUUUACGAGUUCAGGGCAGAGUUGCAGGGUUGA